AUGAGACACUUUCCCAACUUCAGUUUAUUCCAAACUUUCUCCCUUUCUAAAUUUAUUCACAUCUCUCUCUCUCACUUUCUUUCUCUAUUUCUUUCUUUCUUUCUCGCUCUGUUCAAAUUUUUCUACCUUUCUAAGACAUCUCUCUCUGUAUCUCAUCAUGCAUCUAUCUAUCUAUUUCUCUCUCUCUCUCUCUCUCUCUCUAUAUAUAUAUAUAUAUAUAUAUAUAUAUGCCAGCCUGUUAAUAUCUCUGUUUGUCCCUCUAUCUCUCAUCCUGUUUAUGACUGUCUGUUUACCCGACAGUGCCUUCUAUCGCUGUACCUAUCUAUCUAUCUAUCUAUCUAUGCACUUGAAGCUGACAGGAAUGCAAUGAUGCACAAUAAGAGGCAGAUUGUUCCCUAUUCUCGAGGAGGGACUAGAAAGUUACAUUAUAAUCAAUAUGUGCAUAUCUAUCUAUCUAUCUAUCUAUCUGUUUGUUCUGUUCAUAUCUAUCUAUCUAUCUAUCUAUCGCAGUUUGUUCUGUUCAUAUCUAUCUAUCUAUCUAUCUAUCACAAUCUCUUCAUAUCUAUCUUAGCUUUUUCUUAUCUUUCCAUCUCAACCUAUUUACUUCCAUCAAACAAAUGCUUCCUAAGUCUGUUCAUAUCUAUCUCAAUAUAUUCAUAUCUAUCUAUCUAUCUAUCUAUCUAUCUAUCUAUCUAUCUAUCUAUCUAUCUAUCUAUCUGCGAUGUUGUUCUUGGUGGUGUUAUCUAUCUAUCUAUCUAUCUAUCUAUGCACUUGAAGCUGACAGGAAUGCAAUGA
Molecule: messenger RNA, 795 nt
Organism: Acanthosepion pharaonis
Lineage: Eukaryota; Metazoa; Mollusca; Cephalopoda; Sepiida; Sepiidae
Source: the annotation of a GenBank genome assembly